Molecule: messenger RNA, 1128 nt
Organism: Microthlaspi erraticum
Lineage: Eukaryota; Viridiplantae; Streptophyta; Magnoliopsida; Brassicales; Brassicaceae
Source: the annotation of a GenBank genome assembly
AUGGAGUACGUUGAAAGUGAAGAGUUUGUUAAACAACAUCACACCAAUUUUAGGGUUCUCUCAAAGCUUCUUUCAUCGGAAUUCGGAACCGAUCUUAAAAUGGCGACAAGCGACAAACAAAGCAGCCCAAAGCCUCCACCUUCGCCUUCACCUCUCCGCAAUUCCAAGUUUUUUCAGUCGAAUAUGAGGAUCUUGAUCUCAGGAGGAGCUGGAUUCAUUGGCUCUCACCUUGUUGAUAAGCUCAUGGAGAACGAAAAGAAUGAGGUGGUUGUUGCUGAUAACUAUUUCACUGGUUCAAAGGACAACCUCAAGAAGUGGAUUGGUCAUCCGAGAUUUGAGCUUAUUCGUCAUGAUGUCACGGAGCCGUUGUUGAUCGAGGUUGAUCAGAUUUACCAUCUUGCAUGUCCUGCAUCUCCCAUUUUCUACAAGUACAACCCUGUGAAGACGAUCAAGACCAAUGUGAUCGGUACACUCAACAUGCUAGGUCUUGCCAAGCGUGUGGGAGCAAGGAUUCUGCUAACCUCAACCUCGGAGGUGUAUGGAGAUCCUCUCAUCCAUCCCCAGCCUGAGAGCUAUUGGGGAAAUGUCAACCCAAUUGGGGUUAGGAGCUGUUACGAUGAAGGCAAGCGUGUAGCUGAGACCUUGAUGUUUGACUACCACAGGCAGCAUGGAAUUGAGAUCCGCAUUGCCAGAAUCUUCAACACAUACGGUCCACGCAUGAACAUAGAUGAUGGGCGUGUUGUAAGCAACUUCAUUGCUCAAGCACUCCGGGGUGAGGCAUUGACUGUUCAGAAACCGGGGACGCAGACUCGCAGUUUCUGCUAUGUAUCUGACAUGGUUGAUGGACUAAUGCGCCUCAUGGAAGGUGAUGACACUGGUCCCAUCAACAUCGGUAACCCAGGUGAGUUCACAAUGGUGGAACUGGCUGAGACAGUGAAGGAGCUGAUAAACCCGAGCAUAGAGAUAAAGAUGGUUGAGAACACACCGGAUGAUCCAAGACAGAGGAAGCCGGACAUCACAAAGGCUAAAGAAGUGUUGGGAUGGGAGCCGAAGGUGAAGCUCCGUGAAGGUCUUCCUCUCAUGGAAGAAGACUUCAGGCAAAGGCUUGGAGUUCCCAAGAACAAAUAA